AUGCGAUUACGCCUACAGUCACAUUGCUCAACCACGUCAGCGUCAACACCGCCAGUCGAGGACGGAUACGUUGACGGAGUAGAGCAUCUUGGUGACUAUCGACCGGGCGUCUAUCACCCAAUCCGCAUCGACGAUCGACUAAACGAACGGUAUCGAGUAGUGCACAAGCUCGGCCACGGGACGUUCUCGACCGCCUGGCUUGCCGUUGACGAGAAGUUGUCCAAGUACGUUGCUGUCAAAGUCGGCACUGCGGAUGCGGACUGCGCCGGGGUUAAUGUCCUUUCUCAGUUUACACAGAGCGCUGCAAGCGACAUCGACCCGGAGAAGAACUUUUCCCUGGUUCCCGUCAUUCUCGAUCGCUUCAACCUCAGCGGGCCUAACGGCACCCACCCGUGCCUUGUCACCCUUCCGGCACGGUGCAGCCUGCGGGACGCAAAGGAGGCAUCAGAUCUUCGUAUUGGCAAUUUCCUAUUACAGUUGCCCUACUCUCUGGAUAACCUUUCGAUACAGCAAUUGUACGCGCGGUACGGCGAGCCGGAGAAAGAGCUGGUAAUUCGCCUCGACACCCAGGCACCAUCAACGGACCCCGGAGUCCCGUCCUACGCGGUGCUUUCGGUGUGGCUAGGCGUACCAAGCAAUGAAAUCACUCUAGGCGAGGCCAAAUUGAUCUUGAGCGACUUUGGAGUUGCCUUCCGUCCGGCCAACAAGUCUCGAUUCGAGUCAUACGUGCCGCUCAACUCCGUCCUCCCGAGGCCUUCUUCGAGCCAGGAACGCCUCUCACAUUUGCCUCGGACACCUGGAGCCUGGGCUGUCGAGCUGCAGGGUCCCUUGCCGCCCGAGUGGCGGAGCAAAUGGGAGAAGCGGCCGAGUUGGUAUGACGACGCCGGCAGGCCCUUGGGAAGCGCGUCGGAUAUCUGGCCGUGGGGACGACGGUUCGAGCAGUGGGUGCAGCGCCCGCGGCGGUCGAGGGAUAUGGAGACGAUGGAGGAGGACGAGCGAGACGCGCUGUUGAGGCUCCUGGGGUGGAUGCUCGCAUGGACGCCCUGCGAGCGAUGA
Molecule: messenger RNA, 1056 nt
Organism: Colletotrichum spaethianum
Lineage: Eukaryota; Fungi; Ascomycota; Sordariomycetes; Glomerellales; Glomerellaceae
Product: SRSF protein kinase 2
Exons: 3
Coding region: 1-1056 (351 amino acids)
Biological process (GO): regulation of mRNA processing; spliceosomal complex assembly
Molecular function (GO): ATP binding
Source: RefSeq, a predicted model, not a curated record